AACAAAAAAAAAAGAAAAAAAAAAAGAAAAAAAAGGAGGAGGAGGAGGGUGAGAGAGAAGCUGGGAGAGCAGAGAAAAGGGGCCACCGGUCGCCCCCCCGCUUGCCCGCACGCGCUCUCCAGCCGCGGCUGCCCGCCUGCCGCGGUCACCCCGGCCUCUGCCUCUGUCCCCCAGUGAUCGGAUCAAGGCGCUGAGAGAGGCCCUGCCUGCAGGGCGGCCAUGCGGCGGUGACAGGAGCGCGGCCGACAAGCACGGGCCCCUCGCCCCCUCGCCUCCCGCCCGCUCGCCAGCUCCCCUCCGCCGAGGCUGCUCCGCGGCGGCCGUAGCGCGCGCGCGGCCCACACUCGCCUCCCCUCGGCACCCCCGUCCCCGGCGCUGCCUGGAGGCGGCCGCACUCGGGGAUCAUGGCCCAAGUUGCAAUGUCCACCCUGCCCGUUGAAGAUGAGGAGUCCUCGGAGAGCAGGAUGGUGGUGACAUUCCUCAUGUCAGCUCUCGAGUCCAUGUGUAAAGAACUGGCCAAGUCCAAAGCCGAAGUGGCUUGCAUCGCAGUGUAUGAAACAGACGUGUUUGUCGUCGGAACCGAGAGAGGACGUGCUUUUGUCAAUACCAGAAAGGAUUUUCAAAAAGAUUUUGUAAAAUAUUGUGUUGAAGAAGAAGAAAAGGCUGCAGAGAUGCAUAAGAUGAAAUCUACAACCCAGGCGAAUCGGAUGAGUGUAGACGCGGUAGAAAUCGAAACACUCAGAAAAACAGUUGAGGACUAUUUCUGCUUUUGCUACGGGAAAGCUUUAGGCAAAUCCACAGUGGUACCUGUUCCGUAUGAGAAGAUGUUACGAGACCAGUCGGCUGUGGUGGUGCAGGGGCUUCCGGAAGGCGUUGCCUUUAAACACCCCGAGAACUAUGAUCUUGCAACCCUGAAAUGGAUUUUGGAGAACAAAGCAGGGAUUUCAUUCAUCAUUAAGAGACCUUUCUUAGAGCCAAAGAAGCAUCUAGGUGGUCGUGUGAUGGUAACAGAUGCUGACAGAUCAAUACUAUCUCCAGGUGGAAGUUGUGGCCCCAUCAAAGUGAAAACUGAACCCACAGAAGAUUCUGGCAUUUCCCUGGAAAUGGCAGCUGUGACGGUAAAGGAAGAAUCAGAAGAUCCUGAUUAUUAUCAAUAUAACAUUCAAGCAGGCCCUUCUGAAACCGAUGAUGUUGAUGAAAAACACCCUGUAUCGAAGCCUUUGCAAGGAAGUCAUCAUUCUUCAGAGGGCAACGAAGGCACAGAAAUGGAAGUACCAGCAGAAGAUUCUACUCAACAUGUCCCUUCAGAAACAAGUGAGGACCCUGAAGUUGAGGUGACUAUUGAAGAUGAUGAUUAUUCUCCACCUUCUAAGAGACCAAAGACCAACGAGCUACCACAGCCACCAGUUCCAGAACCCGCCAAUGCAGGAAAGCGGAAAGUCAGGGAGUUCAAUUUCGAGAAAUGGAAUGCCCGCAUCACUGAUCUGCGUAAACAAGUUGAAGAAUUGUUUGAAAGGAAAUAUGCUCAAGCCAUAAAAGCCAAAGGCCCGGUGACGAUCCCAUACCCUCUUUUCCAGUCUCAUGUUGAAGACCUUUACGUAGAAGGACUUCCUGAAGGAAUUCCUUUUAGAAGGCCGUCUACUUACGGAAUUCCUCGCCUUGAGAGGAUAUUACUUGCAAAGGAAAGGAUUCGUUUUGUGAUUAAGAAACACGAGCUUCUGAAUUCAACACGUGAAGAUUUACAGCUUGAUAAACCAGCUUCAGGAGUAAAGGAAGAAUGGUAUGCCAGAAUCACUAAAUUAAGAAAGAUGGUGGAUCAGCUUUUCUGCAAAAAAUUUGCGGAAGCCUUGGGGAGCACCGAAGCCAAGGCUGUUCCUUACCAAAAAUUUGAGGCACACCCGAAUGAUCUGUACGUGGAAGGACUACCAGAAAACAUUCCUUUCCGAAGCCCCUCGUGGUAUGGAAUCCCAAGGCUGGAAAAAAUCAUUCAAGUGGGCAAUCGCAUUAAAUUUGUUAUUAAAAGACCAGAACUUCUGACUCACAGUACCACUGAAGUUACUCAGCCACGAACAAACACGCCAGUCAAAGAAGACUGGAAUGUCAGAAUUACCAAGUUACGGAAGCAGGUGGAAGAGAUUUUUAAUCUGAAAUUUGCUCAAGCUCUGGGACUCACCGAGGCAGUGAAAGUACCAUAUCCUGUGUUUGAAUCGAACCCUGAGUUCCUGUAUGUAGAAGGCUUGCCAGAGGGCAUCCCCUUUCGAAGCCCUACCUGGUUCGGAAUUCCACGACUUGAAAGGAUUGUGCGUGGGAGUAACAAAAUCAAGUUCGUUGUGAAAAAACCUGAACUAGUUAUUUCCUACUUGCCUCCUGGAAUGGCUAGUAAAAUAAACACUAAAGCUUUGCAGUCCCCAAAAAGACCACGAAGUCCUGGGAGUAAUUCAAAGGUUCCUGAAAUUGAGGUCACUGUGGAAGGCCCUAAUAACAACAAUCCUCAAACCUCAGCUGUUCGAACCCCUACCCAGACUAACGGUUCUAACGUACCCUUCAAGCCGCGAGGCAGAGAGUUUUCCUUUGAGGCCUGGAAUGCCAAAAUCACGGACCUAAAACAGAAAGUUGAAAAUCUCUUCAAUGAGAAAUGCGGGGAAGCUCUUGGCCUUAAGCAAGCUGUGAAGGUGCCAUUCGCAUUGUUUGAGUCUUUCCCAGAAGACUUUUAUGUGGAAGGCUUACCUGAGGGUGUCCCGUUCCGAAGACCAUCUACUUUUGGCAUUCCAAGGCUGGAGAAGAUACUCAGAAAUAAAGCCAAAAUUAAGUUCAUCAUUAAAAAGCCCGAAAUGUUUGAGACGGCGAUUAAGGAGAGCACUUCCUCUAAGAGUCCUCCCAGAAAAAUAAAUUCAUCACCCAAUGUUAAUACUACUGCAUCGGGUGUUGAAGACCUUAACAUCAUUCAGGUGACAAUUCCAGAUGAUGAUAAUGAAAGACUCUCGAAAGUGGAAAAAGCCAGACAGCUAAGAGAACAGGUGAAUGAUCUCUUCAGUCGGAAAUUUGGUGAAGCUAUUGGUAUGGGUUUUCCUGUGAAAGUCCCCUACAGGAAAAUCACAAUUAACCCUGGCUGUGUGGUGGUUGAUGGUAUGCCCCCUGGGGUGUCCUUCAAAGCCCCCAGCUACCUGGAAAUCAGCUCCAUGAGAAGGAUCUUAGAUUCUGCCGAGUUUAUCAAAUUCACGGUCAUUAGACCAUUUCCAGGACUUGUGAUUAAUAACCAGCUGGUUGAUCAGAGUGAGUCAGAAGCCCCCGUGAUACAAGAAUCAUCUGAACCAAGCCAGUUGGAAGUUCCAGCCACAGAAGAAAUAAAAGAGACCGAUGGAAGCUCUCAGAUCAAGCAAGAACCAGACCCCACGUGGUAGACCUCUUCCCUCCUAGGCUUAAAGUAUCAGUGGUUGAGAAGAGCUUUUCGGACCUGUUACUACCCCAAGCUGUGUAAUAUACUUGUAUAACAGAAAUACCUUCUAUACAAACCUUUUUUUCUACUUUUAGAUAGAAAUGUCUACUUUUUCAGCAGUUCUGUGAAUUGAAUUAAAGAGCAGAGUGACUGUGGGUCUGGAAUGCCUGGUGUAACUGGGGAAUGUAUUAUCAGGAUUUUACAGCAAUGCUGGAAAAACGACAGGGAAAUGUCAGGGAUGAAUCCCACCAGAUUUUUUAUGUACUCAGCAGAGCCUUCAGUUACGGUGUUUAUUUUCCAAUCAAGUGGAGAUACCCCCUCCUGGAACAUCUCAGCUUCUGCAGUGAAGAGCAAUUCCUGUGGUAGUUCAGUUCUUUUGUUUUUCUAUUUGAAAAAAAUCAUUUAAAUGAUCCUUUGUUCACGGCUCUCCUUAAUGACUGAGUGAACAAUUCGUAUCUGUAUAUUUGACUAAACCUUUUCCUAAGCUAUCUCUCAUGGUUCCUAUGGGUUUUUUUUGUUUUUGUUUUUGUUUUUGUUUUGUUUUUUUAUCAUAAUUAAAAGCAAAACCGUCUGGAUCACCUAACAGUCAGAGGUCAGUAUCUCAGCGUGUGAAUUAUAGAUUAAAUACAGAGAGAAACUCUUCCACUUUUACUUUUCGUCCAAAUAAAAUGCAUGGUGUACCAGAAGUUGAAGACCGGGGUGAGGAUCGGGGCUCGCUCGACACCACUCAGGCGGCCUCACCAUCGCGGGACCUGCUGCAGCGCGGAUUCGCAGGAAGGCUGUUCUGGCCCGGGGUCCAGGGCUCGCCGGGCCGGCGGAUUUCCUAAUGCUUCUUGUAACCCUGAGGUGGCGGUGCGGGGAGGGAGGAGGGGCCGGGGGCUCUGGACGCAACCUCUGACGUGCUGCGCCUUCCUAGGAGAGUCUUAACAUGGGUUGAGAUUUCACAAACGGUGCAAGUUGUAAAAUACCAGCUCUCCAAGAAGCUAGGCUAUGUGACGGCAUAGUUUUUCAGUAGCUUUAUCACAAUAUUCACAAUGGAGAAUUAUAUGACAUGGUAGCAGAAAUAGGCAUUUUUAUGUGUUGCUUCUAUUUUACCUCAAAUUGUAGAUAUAGGGUAAUCAAUAAAAUCCAUCCAUGCCUUUCACACACUAA
Saimiri boliviensis boliviensis (Bolivian squirrel monkey) is the source of this 4588-nucleotide messenger RNA. It is a transcript of the gene GTF2I, whose product is annotated as general transcription factor IIi. Gene Ontology annotation, cellular component: nucleus. Gene Ontology annotation, molecular function: DNA-binding transcription factor activity. The record is from RefSeq and is a predicted model, not a curated record. Lineage: Eukaryota; Metazoa; Chordata; Mammalia; Primates; Cebidae. Gene Ontology annotation, biological process: transcription by RNA polymerase II.